AUGGAAACAAACAUUGUUCAGACUCCAUCCGGUGCUCUCAAAGGCAAGAUCAGCGACGAGGUCUUGUCCUUCCACGGCGUUCCAUAUGCCCAGCCUCCUGUUGGAAAUCGGCGUUUUCGCUCUCCUGUCCCCAUCGCCUGGGAUGGAGUUCGCGAUGCCACCGAGUCCGGCCCUGCUUCUUACCAGAUCAACAGCAGCAAUCUGGCUCGGGUUUCUCGUCUCAUCGAAGAGCUUGAUCCAGGCGUGCCCGGAGUAAUGUCCUGGCCAGCCUAUGUGGGGAAAACUUAUAACCAGGAUGUCACCAGUGAGGACUGUCUCUACCUCGAUAUCUGGCGGCCCAGUGGCAUGAAACCUGGCCAGAGACUGCCGGUGUAUGUGUAUUAUCACGGCGGUGCCAACUCAGUCAGUGCGGGCUCUUUCAGGCUCGAGAGAGGGUCAAACCUGGCCAGACAGGAAAACAUCAUCGUCGUCCGGCCCAACUACCGGAUGGGGGCGCUUGGUUGGGUGCAUUUCAGUCUGAUCAGUGCCGAGGAGUUCCCCGAGGCCACGAAUUUAGGGCUGCAAGACCAGAUCGCCGCACUGCGCUGGGUUUAUGACCAUAUCGAGUCCCUUGGAGGCGACAGAGAAAACAUCACCAUCGGCGGCGAGUCGGCGGGCGGCACGGCAGUCUCCCAUCUCCUGACGUAUCCAGGCACUCAACAGCUUGUUCGACGUGCGAUCAUCCAGUCCCUGUCGCCGUUCAAUGUGUGGUGCACCCAGCAGAAAGAAGAGGCGGCGGUGAUUGCUCGACGGUAUCUGCAAUUGUUGCGCAUCCAACACGAUCCAACGAAAUUACAUGGAAUUGACCCGGAUUACUUUCUGGCUGUGCACAACAUUCUCUGCCGCCAGUUCCCUGCAGAUGCCAAUAUUGCCUGGAGCCCUGUAGGAGGUGUUGUGGAUGGAGAGUUCAUCCCCGACACACCUGCUCUGGCGCUCUCUCAGAUGGUAUAUCCCCGUCCGGAUUUCGAGCUGAUGAUCGGCUUCGCAAAGGAUGAGUGGCAGUUCUUCCGCGGUCAUACAGCAACCAUGACAAACGGGACUGAGGCCGAUGCUCUGGCUAUCAUCGAGCAGGUGUUUGGGCAGGAACAAGCACGCAAAGUGUGGAAAAGAUACCGGGAUCUUUACCCAACCCACGCACCCGGCCAUCUCGCCAGCGACAUCAUGUCCAUGGAGUUCUUCAAGUAUUCUUCCCUGACCAUCGCGACGAAUUUCGCCAAGCAGGGAUUCGCGGUAUAUGUGUUUCAGUUUUCAUACGACCUGCCGGGCCUGGGUGGGUAUUUGCGAGCUGUUCAUACGGGCGAUGUCCCAUUCAUUUUCCGUAACUAUACCGAUGAGGAUCUGAUAAUGUGGCCUGGCUUUGAUGGAGUCGAUAACGAUGAGAUCGCCCGGAUUUCAACCAAUUUCGGUCAGCUUUACGGAUCCUUCAUCAAACAGGGGGUUCCCGGUUCGAGGUGGCCUGCGUUUUCUCCUGAGAGGCAAACCGUAUUAUGGGUUGGAAAAGAGGUUGUUGCAAAGGAACGACUUCUAGAAAGUGAGCAGAAGGGCUUCAUGGAAGCUGGGAUCACAAGCUUUGCAGUUUUGCAAACGAGAAUACUUCAAAAUACUCGACAGGUCAUAGGCAUGCUCUGA
This is a messenger RNA of Penicilliopsis zonata CBS 506.65, 1668 nucleotides long. RefSeq lists its product as hypothetical. The record is from RefSeq and is a predicted model, not a curated record. NCBI's taxonomy places the organism in Eukaryota, Fungi, Ascomycota, Eurotiomycetes, Eurotiales, Aspergillaceae. The transcript has a single exon. The coding region runs from base 1 to 1668 and encodes 555 amino acids.